This is a messenger RNA of Rhizophagus irregularis DAOM 181602=DAOM 197198, 529 nucleotides long. The record is from RefSeq and is a predicted model, not a curated record. Lineage: Eukaryota; Fungi; Glomeromycota; Glomeromycetes; Glomerales; Glomeraceae.
AAAAAAAAAAAAAAAUUUUAUAAUUUUUUUUAAUGGAUUUCAGGUGAAAUCAUACAAACAUUGCAUUAGAAUAUGAUCGGACGGGAAAAUGAAAGAAGAAAAUUCCUAACGAAAAAAAAUGAUUAUUUUAAAAAAAUAGAAGCAAAGACAUGGGGAAAUCAAAUAACGAAAAAGAAAUUUUUUUUUUUUCGCCCAAACGUAUCAAUUAUGUCAAAUAAACGAAGAUCAUUUCCUAAUUAUUUUUAAUAGCAGAUGUUGAAUGCAUAAUUUAAAUAAAACGUGCUUAAAUUAUUUGAUGAGAGCAGGGACGAUAAUUUUUCGGACAUAACCAUACAAUAUGACAAACAUGACAAAACUGCCGUUUUAGUUGGUUCAACAAAAAAUCUAAUCUUAUCUUAUUACAACAUUCCUAAUUAGAUUAAGAGGCUUAGAUUCAAUCAUUUCAUUAAUUAUUUACGUUAUUUACGCCAUAAAAUUAUUAUUAUUAAUUCAAAAGAUGUAUGACAACUUAUUAAAAAAAAAAAAAAAA